Molecule: messenger RNA, 1886 nt
Organism: Drosophila hydei
Lineage: Eukaryota; Metazoa; Arthropoda; Insecta; Diptera; Drosophilidae
Gene: Idh3g
Product: isocitrate dehydrogenase [NAD] subunit gamma, mitochondrial
Exons: 7
Coding region: 146-1354 (402 amino acids)
Biological process (GO): isocitrate metabolic process; tricarboxylic acid cycle
Cellular component (GO): mitochondrion
Source: RefSeq, a predicted model, not a curated record
AUCGAUAGUUGUGCAUUUUGUCUUAUCGACGCGAAUAUCGCUUCGUAAACAUAUGAUUUUGAGUUUUGGCCGUGGCUACUCAAAGUAAAUUAAAAAAGGGCUGAUCAGUUAAGCAAGGGGCACUUGGAAAAUAUAAAAACGAAACAUGGCUAUCCGAUUAACGCAAAAACUGAUACAAUCCCAGGUGCCCUUCCUAACACGCGGAUAUCCAUUACUCGUGACCAAGGAGAAAACUGAAGACGUGGCUCACACUAAAUCUUCUUUGCAAAAGAAAGUAACGGGAACUGAUAUACCAUCGGCGCAAUAUGGUGGCCGUCAUGGUGUCACCAUGCUGCCUGGUGGAGGCAUUGGACCCGAAUUGAUGGGCUAUGUUCGUGAGAUCUUUAGAUAUUGCGGUGCUCCCAUUGAUUUUGAGGUAAUCGACAUUGAUCCUUCCACCGAGGGAAACGAUGAUCUGGAGUAUGCAAUUACAUCCAUAAAACGUAAUGGCGUUGCGCUCAAGGGUAAUAUUGAGACGAAGUCGCAAAGCUUAACCGAAAUGUCCCGCAAUGUGGCCAUACGAAAUGAGCUUGAUCUCUACGUGAAUGUAGUGCACUGCAAGUCAUAUCCAGGCAUUCCCGCGCGCCAUAAGGACAUCGACAUUGUGCUCAUUCGCCAGAACACCGACGGUGAGUAUGCCAUGUUGGAGCACGAGUCUGUACGAGGCGUAGUGGAGAGCAUGAAGGUGGUUACCGUGGAUAAUGCCGAGCGUGUGGCACGCUACGCUUUCGAAUAUGCCCGUCAAAACAAUCGCAAGCGAGUGACGACCAUCCACAAGGCAAACAUCAUGAAGCUGUCGGACGGCCUCUUCCUGGAGGUGGCCAAUCGUGUACACAAGGAUUAUCCGGAGUUGGAGCAUAACAACAUGAUUAUUGACAACACUUGCAUGCAAGCCGUAUCGAAUCCCCAUCAGUUCGAUGUCAUGAAUAUGACAAAUUUGUAUGGCACAAUUGUGUCGAACGUGAUUUGUGGACUUAUUGGCGGCGCUGGUCUGAUCUCUGGACGCAACUAUGGCGAUCACUUUGCUAUCUUUGAGCCUGGUACUCGUAACACAGGCACUGCCAUUGCCGGCAAGAAUAUAGCCAAUCCCGUGGCUAUGAUCAAUGCGAGCAUUGAUAUGUUGAAUCAUUUGGGCCACAAGGAACAUGCGAAGGUUAUCUAUGAUGCCACCUACCAUACGAUUGUCAAUGAUGCCAUUCGCACGCCAGAUCUCGGCGGCAAUCACAGCAGCACCGAUGUAGUUGCAAACAUACUCAAGAUUUUGAGUGCCAAGCGUGUGAAUUGGCCACAUGGAAACUAUUUCAUCCAAAAUUAGGCACCCUAUCCGCAUAUGAAAGCCAAAGCCCUACUAAACCGCAAUAAUAAUAAUAGAACAACAAAUGCAAUAAAAGAAUAUAAUGAAUUUCGUAUUAACCCACAACUAAGCCAAUCAGAGCCAACAAUUGUUAAGAAUUAUGUCACCUUCAGUCAAUGCAUAAAGCGUUUAUUGUGAUGUCAAUAAAUAUUGUUAGAAGCAAUCCAUUUAUUUAUUCAAUGUGGUCAAAAAACCUGCGCUGCUUUACCAACUAAAAAAAUCUCCCCGCCCCGGCUAUGUGUUAUGUGUUCUGUGCACCUCCGACGCUCAAAGUGUUAUACUGCAGAGCUUCUUUCGACCCAGCAAUGCUUUGAACUACUUUGACUCGUUCAACCUAAUUUGUUAACCCAUUAGGCGACAGCACAAUCCUUAAGCGAAAAGAAUAAUUAAACAAAAUGCCCUUUCUGCAAUAUUGUCAAGUUUCAAAAGUGUACAGUGAGGCCAUACAAUUGUAUAUUAUAGACACGAUUAUAAGAAUAUAAAAUUAAAUUCA